UGUAGCUUAGCGGCAGAGUGCUUGUGUAGCUUGCACAAAGCCCUGGGUUCAACCCCUAGCACUAGAGAACGGCAGUAAUAGUAAUUAUUUUGCUUCUCUACUUUUCCAGAAGUAUGUAUUAGCAAACAGCUAAUUAGCAACCCAGCUUGAAUGAAUGGGCAGAGAGGCGCUUGGCAGAGGAUGCCCCUUGAUGAGUAGGGAAAAUAAUCCUCGAUGUUCACUGUCUGCUGGGAAGAGCCAGGGCCCUCCACACUGAGUCUCUCUGCCCGGAUGUCUCCCUCGGGCAGAUGUCUCAAGCUCCCCAGUUAGCAUUUCUCUGGAACUCUCACAGGCCGCUCCCCUUGAUGCAAUAGCUGGGUUUGGGCAGAAAGGGUGCUGCAGAGUACGCCCAUUCUGAGCAUUUGGGCCAGCUCCUCUUUCCAGAACAAUUCAAGCUCCAUUGCAGCUCUGACCUCAGCACCAACAUCUGCUUCCUGAAGCAAGAUGGCUAGGAUGGAUAGAAAACUUCACUCUGGAAGGAAGCAAUGACUUGGGUCCACUAAGUUUGCCGGAGACCCUCACCCCAGACACAGGCCAGCACAGUGGUUCUGCGAGGAGUCUGGACAAGUCUUGCCAUGUGGCUUUUCUGCAUCUUGAUCUCCUGUUUUCUCACAGGCAGAGUGGCCCUGCUGCCUGCCCCACAGAACUUAACUGUACUGUCAACCAACAUGAAGCAUCUCCUGAUGUGGAGUCCAGUGGCCCAGCCCAGGGAGACAGUGUCCUAUUCUGUGGAGUACCAAGGGGCGUAUGAGAGCCUGCACACGAGCCACGUCUGGAUCCCCAGCAGCCGGUGUUCACCGACCGACAGUCUGGAGUGUGACGUCACUGAUGACAUUGCUGCCACAGUACCAUAUAACUUCCGGGUCAGGGCCAUGCUGGGCUCACAGACUUCAGCCUGGAGCACUCUGGAGCCCCCCUUCAAUCGAAACUCAACGGUCCUCACCCCACCCAGUAUGGUGGUCACUGAAUACGGCUUGCAUCUGGUUAUUAAGCUGGAAGACCUGGGGCCCCUGUUUGAGUUCCUUGUGUUCUACUGGAGGAAGGAGCCUGAUGCCACGGAGCAUUUUAAGGUGGUGAAGAGUGGGGACAGUCCACUGCACCUAGGAACCAUGGAACCAGGGGCCACGUACUGUGUGAAGGCGCAGGCGUGGGUGAAUGCCAUUGGGAGGCACAGCGCCUUCAGCCAGACUCAGUGUGUGAAGAUGCAAGGAGAGUCCCUCCCGCUGGCCCUGGCGCUGGUCGCAUUUGUUGGCUUCAUGCUGGUUCUAAUGGUUGUACUGUUCUCCAUCUGGAAGAUGGGCCGGCUGCUCCGCUACUCUUGCUGCCCGUCCGUAGUCCUCCCCGACACCCUGAAAAUCACCAGUUCGUCUCAGAAGCUGAUCAGCUGCAGACAGGAAGAGGUGGACACCUGCGCUGUGGCCCCGCUGUCCUCGGAGCAUCUUUUCGGGGUCUGGUUGCUCCAACAUUGCAAAUAAGACUGGGUGAUUGCCAGGUAGCCAGUUGUCUCUGUCGUCUACUGCACGUUUUGGAAGCUGCUUGCCUCUUCUGAUUUAGCCAAGCCAUUGCUAAUACAAGACUUAGACUCCUUAGGAUAGAAUGAUUAUUGAAUCAUUUAGCAUAUGUUCCUUCCUUAAUAUUGUUUAUACUGGUUGUACUUCUAAUUUUUAUACUUGAUAUCUGUUUUUAUUGUAUAUAGUUUUGUAUUGGGUUUGGAACUCUUUUGUUUAGAAAAAAGGGGGAGGUGAUGGCGAACCCCCUCCAGCCAGUGGCCUCUGAGAGGCUGGACCAGUUUGAGGUACCAGAAAGCUGCGGUCCCACCCUGCUCUGCCUCUUCUUCCUGUGAGCCACUCCCGGAUGUUGACCCCAUUCCUAUUUCCUUGUUGUAAUAAGUGAGUUCACUUUUAAUAAAG
Molecule: messenger RNA, 1949 nt
Organism: Microtus oregoni (creeping vole)
Lineage: Eukaryota; Metazoa; Chordata; Mammalia; Rodentia; Cricetidae
Gene: Il20rb
Product: interleukin 20 receptor subunit beta
Exons: 7
Coding region: 615-1514 (299 amino acids)
Molecular function (GO): interleukin-20 binding
Source: RefSeq, a predicted model, not a curated record